UAAGAAUAAGAAGUAAAUAAUUUAUAAGCUGGUAGGAGUUUCUCUGGAUUCUUGCUCUGAUAAAACUAAAUGUUGGUUUUCCAUGUUUGAUUCUUGCUCUGGGUUGUUAAGUAGAUUGCACUUUCAAAGUUUCUUUUAAAUUUGUGAACUAAGAGGAGUUUCUCUAGGUCUUGCACUGAUAAAAAAGUAGGAAGCUAAAUGUUGAUCUAAUGUAAUGAAUACUCCACAAUUUCUAAAAAUAAUAAACUAAAUGGGUUUCUGUUUCAAAUGUUGGUCUAAAGUAAUAAAUACCGUAUUUUUCAGACUAUAAGCCGCUACUUUUGCACCCAUGCUUUGAACCAUGCGGCUUAAAGCCCAGUGAAACUUUUCUGUGGAUUUUUCUUCAACCACCAGGGAUCAUUAGCAGGAAAUGAAUCAUUGCAAGUCAAAAUUGGAAAUCAAAGACAAAAGGCUGAAUGAAGAUGUCAAGGUCGAGUGGAGGUGGACGAGGACUGAUGACAGAGUCUGAAGGAGCAGGAGACAGUUGCUACCAACGUUGAACCCCGUCUUCCGCUCAGGCCUGCUGCCUGGCAGUUUGGAUUAUUUGUGAUUAUCAUCAUUAAACUUUCAUCUCUCACUUCUACCUGGGUCUACUGCGUUUUUCUCACCACUACAUCCACACCUCAUGACAGAAGGAGUCGACCAAACUGUAUGGUGAGGAACGCUAAAAGAAAUAUACAUUCAACAUGAACACACCUCGUUGGUACAAAUUAAAGAGAACAAUCAAGGACUUCAUAGAAAUGAUGGCUGAGCCAUAUUUCGUGUACAGGCAUCUCUUUGUGCUGGAGGACUGGUCCGAUCACCUCUGUUUUCUGGAGCUGCAGCGGGAAGCACAGUGGGUACGCCAGACAGCCUUUGCCGUCAUGGCUGGUGACAAUCUGUGUCCUAAGCCGGACUUCCACCAGCUCUCCUCCAGCAUCUCUGGGACCAGCACCGCUUCCAGCCCCCGCUCCUGCAUCUCCGGGGCCGGUGCUGGCCACAGUUCCAGCUCGUGCGCCCACCAAACCUUCUGUCACCGCUGCAGCGAUUUUUACGCACCUUGCCACUGCUACAGCCUCACCCCAUCUGGCCCCAGCACCUGCGUCUUCGGAGCCGGCCCCACCUCCGGCCCAAGCUCCGUUAUCUCCAGGACCACACCACCUCUCGCCGCCGCUACAACCCCUCCGCGGCCAGAGCCCACUGCAACGUCCACUGCAAGCCAUCCACGGCCAACGUCCAUGUCCUUCCCAGUUAGUAGGUUUACUGACCCAGUAAGCAGGUCUUCCACCCCAGUUAGAGGGUGUCUUCCCAGUGUCUCUUUAGAGCAGUUCCUUAGUGCCCCCUUUGAGCCUCCUAGUGACCCCUGCAAAUCUUCUACUGCCUCUUCCAGUGUUCUCUCAUCGCCUCCAAGAGCUCCUCCCAAGUCCCGGUGUCCUGGUGGCCCCAGAGACUCCUCGCUGCCUCCUGGCGUCUGGCCCCAACACCGGCGACAUCCACCGGGCCUCCCCCAUGGUUCCCGCCUUCAGCGCCGCAGAGGUCCGCCGAACCUUCUCUGGGGGUUCCGCCUCCUGCCCGCUGGACGUUUUACCCAUGAGUCUCACCUUCAGCGCUGCAGACGCCCAGCGGACUUUCCCCGUGGGUUCCAUUUUCUGCGCUGCAGACGCCCACUGCGUGUCUCCACCCACCCUGUUGAUUGUUUUCUGUUUGUUUUGGACUCUUGCCCCCCAUCCAGCGCCCCUCCGCCCACCCACCCUUGUUGUAUUUUUGGGGCAUCUUGGAGCCUCCCUUAACUUAGACUUAAGACUUGUACUUUAUUGAUCCCUUGGGAAGACUCCCUCAGGAAAUUAAAGUU
Messenger RNA from Poeciliopsis prolifica (blackstripe livebearer), 1870 nucleotides. Its product is annotated as mucin-5AC-like. NCBI's taxonomy places the organism in Eukaryota, Metazoa, Chordata, Actinopteri, Cyprinodontiformes, Poeciliidae. The transcript is spliced from 2 exons. The record is from RefSeq and is a predicted model, not a curated record. Bases 726 to 1808 code for a protein of 360 amino acids.